AUGAAAAGAAGGGGUAAACAAAAUCAAAAUAUUGACAAAGAGGAACAAGAACAACAAAAUGGUAACGUAAAUGGUGAUGAUAAUGAAAAUGAUGAAAGCAAUGAAAACGAUGACAACAAUCAUAAUAAUAUGAAUGAUGAUAUAAUUAAUAAUAAUGAAAAUGAUUAUAUAAUUAAUAAUAAUAAUAAUAAUAGUGACGACGACGAUGAUGAUAAUGGUGAUGACGAUGAAACUAAACCAAUUGAAAAAGUACAAAUUAAAAAACCAGCAGCAUCAAGGAAAAAAAAAAAGGCAGCUUCAAAAAAACAACCACCAACUACAUCGAUUAUAAGUGUUAGUGCAUUGGAAAGUAGUGAUAAAAAUUCCACAAACCUUGUACCAAAGACUAGAUCUAGGGGUACUAUAGUUCAAAGUGUAGAAAUGUUAACAAGAAAAUUACAAGUUCCCAUUGAAAUUUGUUCACCACCACCUCAAACUUUACCAAUAUUACCAAAUGCGCCCAUAUAUAAAAAACAAAAAUCACUUUCAAAACCAAUACCACAAAAACCAUCACCAAAUAUAUCUUCAAAAAAAUCGAAUAAAUUAGCAGCAAAACAGCAGCAACAACAGCAACAACAGCAACAAGAACAGCAACAGGAUGAAAAAAUGGGAGAGGAGGAAGAGGUUUCUCAUCAACCACCAAAACCACCUCAUCCAAGAGCAUCAAAAAAGAAAAAAUCUGGAGCAAAAAGAAAACCAAAUAAUAGAACCAACAACAAUAAUAGCAAUAAUAACAAUAACAAUAAUAAUAAUAAUAAUAGUAAUGACAGUGAUAAUGAAACUAAAGAACCAUUGGUAGAUAAAGUGAAUGAUCAUAAUGAAGAUAAUAGUAACGGUAUUGAUGAGCCAACAGAAGGAAUGGAAAAUGAAGAUAAUAACACCAACAAAAAGGAACCAUUCAAAAGGAAAAACGCAGUAAAAUCACCAAAUCAACUUCAUCCAUCAAUCGAAUCACCACCACCACCAAGAAUAAAUGGAAAAACUCAUAUAAGUGGAGGUAAUAAAAGAAAGAGUAAAUCUGUUACUAAAUGUGUUAUACCACUUUUAGAAGGUUUAAAUGAUGAGUUAAAUGGUGGAGGCUCAGAAGAUGAAGAUGAAGAUGAAUAUGAGGAGGAAAAUGAAUAUAUUAAAAAGAAAAUAAAAAUAAAGAGUAGCCUUAGACAACCACCAUAUAUAGAUGAUGAACAAGAGGAUGAAAAGGAAGAGGGCAAUCAAGAGGACAAUCAAGAGGAUACUGAAGAUGAUAAUGAAAAAGAAGAUGAUGAUGAUGAUGAUGAUGAUGGUGACGAAAAUGAAUACAUAAACAGUAAUAAACGUAAAAGGAUAAAUAGACGAACUAAGGGUGUCACAAAAUCAAAAAUAAAACUAUCAUCAAUACAACAUCUAUUGGACGACCAAGAUGAAUCAUUCUAUAACCUUCACAAACAAAAUAAACAACAACAACAACAACAACAACAACAACAACAACAACAACAACAACAACAACAACAACAACAACAACAACAACAACAACAUCAUCCAUCACUUGCUAAAGAUAAGAGUGUAAAAAGGGUGAGAUUUCAUAUAGUGGGAGAAGAGAAAGAUGUGCACGAGGCUGAAACAAAUGAAGAAGAGGAGAGGGAGGAAGAAAAGUUAUUUCCUUCAAUUGAAGAGUAUUAUGGUGAUGGUGAUGGUGAUGGUGAAGAUAAAAAUACAACAUCAAAAACAAUACAAAACAAAAAUCAAACACCAACUAGGUCAAAAAGAAUUAUCACACCAGUGGUACCAUUUCUACAAAAAGAAUCAAGAAAAUCAAAAAUCAUAGACACUGCUAACAGGAGCAAUACUACUCGAUCAACAAGAUCCAAAUCAAUUAAAGAUGCUGAAAGAGAUAGAGAGCUACAAAUUGUAUUGGUAAGAGAUAACGAUUUUGGAAGUGAAAAUGACGAUUACAACCCAUCAUCAUUGCCUCAAAAUGAUCAAUUCUAUAGGAACCGUAUAAAACUUCUCAAUACAAAAGAUGACAAAAAGAUUCCAAAGGAUCUUUUACCACCAUAUAUAAGGAGUCAAAAUCUUGAAAAAGGUGAUAGUUCAGAAGAGGAAGAGGAAGAAGUACAAGAACAAGAACAAGAAGAGGAUAAUGAUAAUGAUAAUGAUAAGGAUAAUAAUAAUGAUAAUGAUAAUGAUAAUGAUAAUGAUAAGGAUACAACAAAUGAAUUACUAGUUACACAAAAACAAAAGCAAACCAAAUUAUCAACUAGAUCAUCAACUAGAUUAUCAAAUGGUAGUUCGCAGACUCAACCUCAAUCUUCACCUAUACCUACACCUACAUCAUCACAACCUCAAACUCAAGCUCAAACUCCAUCUCAAACUCAAACUCAAGCUCAAACUCCAUAUCAAACUCAAACUCCAUCUCAAACUCAAGCUCAAACCCAAACUCAAGCUCAAACCCAAACUCCACCUCAAUCACCAAAAAAAACUCCACCAACACCAACAAAAACUCCAUCAACACCAACAAGAUCAUCAACAAGGAGAUUAACCACUCUUGAAUCAAUACCUCAAUCACCACAGAAAGUUCCAUCAACACCAACAAGAUCAUCAAGGUCUCAACAAAAAGAACAAAAAGAAUUAGAACCACCAUUAACACCAUCGAAAUCAUCAAAGCUUGGACAUCUUGAUGAUUUAAUUAUUGGCGUCGAGAAUGGAUAUAUUAAUAUCUAUAGUACAGAGAGAUGUCCACAUUUAACUCAUCUAAGAUAUGAAAGUAUCAAUGAAAAAUUAUCCAACCCAAAUGAGUGGAAAUGUACAGAUUGUCAUUACACCCAUCCACUUUUUCUUUGUUUAACUUGUAAUAAAAUCACUUGUGGUACAUUUAAACAUAAACAUGUAUCAGCUCAUUAUAAAUCAUCAAAUCAUCCUUUGGUUUUUGGUAUUAAAGAUAAAUUUUGUUAUUGUUUUAUUUGUAAAAAGUUUGUUGAAAAUGAUAAUGAUGAGGGCGAACUUGAAUUAUUAAGAGGUAUUGCAUAUGAAUCAUCAUUUAAUUUCUUAAAAUCAAGAUUUAAUACUGAAGAAAAAAUUACUCAAGAUGAUAUUGAAGAGACAGCAUCAAGCUAUUAUGAGAUGGUAUUAACAAGAAAAAUAUUCAAAAUUUGGAGUGAUUCAGUAGAACAUGAAGAAGGUGAUGAUUGGAGAUCUAAUGAACGUCAUUUAGAUCAUUUAAAGGAUUUAUAUACUUUUGUGGCUAAUAAUGACCCAGAAGCAUCCUCACGUUCAAAAGCUUUCUUUAAAGAAACUUUAAAUGAAAUGAAUGAAGAAAAAGAAGAGAGAGAAAGAUCAUUAUCAACAAAAUAUACAACAACAACAACAACAUCAACAUCAUCAUUAUUAUUGUCAUCAUCAACUACUACUACUACUACUACUAACAAUACUUUAACACCAACAUUAAUUCCAACAUCAAUUAACCUUUCACCAUCAUCAUCUGCAUCAUAUAGUAUUGGUAUUGAUACACCAGAUCAAUUCGUUAUGAAUGAAAGAUUAAAAGAAAUUGAAGAGGCUGAAGAAAUCAUUAAACAAAAAGAAUUAGAAUUACUACAACAAAAACAACAAGAAUCACAAGAAUCACCACAGCAACAAACAACAACAACAACGACAACAACAACAAAUGAAUUAUCCACUAAUCAACAAAACCAAAAUGAUUGUGAUGAAAAAGAUAAUGAUCAAAUGAAUAUAGAUAGUGAAGAUUCUAAAAUUCCUUCAAUUUCAAUAACUUCAAAUGAUUCUCCAACUGAUAAUAAUAAUAAUAAUAAUAAUAAUAACAAUAAUAAUAAUAACAGUAAUAGUCAACAACAACAACAGUCACCAAUUGAGAGUAUGAAUAUUACACCUCCUGCAUCUCCAUUAAAGUUAACAGGAACCUUAGUUAAUGAUGAUAAAGGUAAAAGAAAUUAUUCUAGUAGUUAUUUAAUGUCAAAAGUUGCAUCAUCACCAAUCAAAAAAAAUAAAUUGAUUCCAGGUGUUACAGGUCUUAGAAAUUUAGGUAAUACUUGUUUUAUGAAUACAAUUUUACAAUCAUUAAGUAAUAUAGCAGAAUUUAGAACUUUCUUUUUUGAACUUAGAUUUGGAGAUAAUAAUCAACCAUUAAUACCUUCAAAACCACCAUCUCAACCACCUCAACAACAACAAUCAUUACCUAAAGGUAGACAAUUGUUCACAAAUGAUAAUCUACAAACCAAUACUAUCAAUUCAACAAAUAAUAAUAAUAAUAAUAAUAAUAAUAAUAAUAAUAAUAAUAAUACUUCACCGACCACCACAACAGCGGCAACAACUACUAAUACAACUACAACUAGUAAAUUCAAUCCACAUCCAUAUCAAUAUGAUGAAAUGGGUCAACAAACUACACCAUAUUUAAAUGGAGCUAAAGUUAGACAGAGUACAUUGGAAUGUUUGGAGAUUUUACAAAAGAAAAAGAGCGUAACAGAUAAUCUUGAUGAUAAAUCAUUUACUUUGCAACUUCAUUAUCUAUUUAGAUUACUAUGGUCUGGUAAAUGGAGUGUUGUUACACCAUCGAGUCUAUUGGAAUCAGUUUGGAGAAAUAUACCAAAGUUUAAAAAUUAUCAACAACAAGAUGCUCAAGAAUUCCUUUCAUAUCUAUUGGAUGAAGUAACAAAAGAAUUAAAUCCAAAAAAGAAAUCUAAUCAAAAUUCAUCAUCUGUUGAUAAUAAAUCACAACCACCACCACAUCCAACUAUUCCUACUAGAAAAAGUUCUAUUAGAUUAAGACAACAACAAUCACCACCAACCUCACCACCAUCAUCACCAACAACAACAACAACAACAAAAACAUCAUCUUCUAGAUUUAAAAAAAGAAAUACUAAUGAAUCAAAAAAGAAUUCAAUUAAUGAUUUGGUUACCCAAAGUGAUGAAAAUUCCAACCAAACUAUAAAAGAAACUAAAAAGAGAGGCAGAAAUAUUACAGAUGAAAGUGAUGAUGAACAUCAAAAUGAAGAAAAUCAAAAUAAUAAUAAUAAUAAUAAUAAUAAUAAUAAUAAUAAUAAUAAUAAUCAAACAACUCAAAUACCUGAUGAACAAUCUGAAAUAACCUUUAUAUCUCCAAUGGAUAUCAAUAAAUCAAAUAGUUCUCCAACUAUUAAUACACCAAUAACAUCACCAACAACAACAAAUACAACAACAACUGAUUCAUCACAAACAUCAAAAACUACAGAACAACCACAACAACCACAAUCACCAGAUAUUGUAUCGAAAAUUUUCCAAGGUCAAUUAAAAAGUGAGAUUAUCUGUUCAAAUUGUAACAAUAAUGUCUCUAGAAUUGAACCAUUUUUAGAGUUAACAUUGGAUGUUCCAGUGUUUAAUCAACCAAAAAAGAUAACUAGAACAAGAAAGAAAUUGGCAAUUGAUACCACCACCACCGAUUCUGAUGGUAGCACAUCAAAUAAUAAUAUUUAUAAUCUUGAAAAAUCAUGUACAUUGGAAGACUGUAUUCAAUUCCUAACAAAACAGGAAAUGUUGGAAGGUAAAAUGUAUUUCUGUGAAGCUUGUAAAUCAAAACAAGAUGCUAAAAAACAAUUCACUAUUCAAUCAUUACCAAAUAUCUUGUGUAUCGUUUUAAAAAGAUUCUCUUGGGCUCAUUCAAGUAGUUCAAAAAUAACAACCAAAGUUAAAUUCCCUUUCGAAUUGGAUUUAACUCCUUUUGUAAAUAAUAAUAAUAAUAAUAAUAAUAAUAAUAAUAAUAAUAAUAAUAAUAAUAAUAAUAAUAAUAAUAGUAAUAAUAAUGAUAAUAGAAAUAAUGAAAAUGACAAAACUGGAAGCAGUUCAAGUACUGAUUCUGGGGUUGAAAUUAAAGAUCAAUUACAAGAAGAUGGAGAUAAAAGUACAUCAGCAAGUGAAGAUUUGGAUGAUGGUAUAGAAUUUAUAACAAAUCCAAUGCAGAGUGUCACUACUAAUACUAAUAAUACUACUACUACAACCACUACUGCCACUGAUUCUGAAUCACAAUCAGAUAUUUUAACAAUUCCUCAAAUAUCAAGUGAUCAGGGUGAAAGUAAUGAAAACAAUGAAAAUAAUAAAAAUGAUAAUAGUAAUAAUGAUCAAUCAUCAUCAACAACAACAACAUCAACAAAUGUAAUUAACACUUAUGAACUUUUAAAUGUUAUCAAUCAUCAUGGAUCGGGAUUAUUUUCAGGUCAUUAUACUGCAUUUUGUUUUAAUGAUCAACAAGAGAUUUGGGUUCAUUAUAAUGAUAGUAGAUCAAGAAUAGUGGCAGCUGAAGAAGUUAUCGAAGAUUCACAAUCAAAUGCUUAUAUUUUAUUUUACCAAAGAAAAGAAAUACCAACUAAUCAAUAA
Dictyostelium discoideum AX4 is the source of this 6378-nucleotide messenger RNA. RefSeq names its product UBP-type zinc finger-containing protein. The record is from RefSeq and is a predicted model, not a curated record. Gene Ontology annotation, molecular function: cysteine-type deubiquitinase activity; zinc ion binding. The transcript has 3 exons. NCBI's taxonomy places the organism in Eukaryota, Evosea, Eumycetozoa, Dictyosteliales, Dictyosteliaceae. The coding region runs from base 1 to 6378 and encodes 2125 amino acids. Gene Ontology annotation, biological process: ubiquitin-dependent protein catabolic process; protein deubiquitination.